AUGAAAAUUCCUUUCCUUUUCUCUUUUCCCACUGGCAUGUGUCUCCUUCUAAUUCCUGGAGUUUUUCCAGUAUCCUGUGAGGGAAUUAUAAGAGGAAAAGAAGUACCACCUCACACAAGACGCUACAUGGCUCUAAUCAAAGGGCUGAAAGUCUGUGCAGGGGCUUUGAUCAAAGAAAACUGGGUGUUAACAGCUGCUCACUGUGACCUGAAAGGCAAUCCUCGAGUUAUUCUUGGGGCCCACUCUACCUCCCAUAAAGAGAAAUAUGACCAAGUAUUUUCCAUUAAAAAGGCAAUUCCCCAUCCAUGCUUCAAUCCACAGACAUUUGAAGGGGAUCUUCAACUCCUUCAGCUGGAUGGUAAAGCAACUAUGACCAAAGCUGUAGGAAUACUUCGGCUACCGAAAACAGGAGACGAUGUCAAACCCCACACCAAGUGUCAUGUGGCAGGAUGGGGAAGCACCAGAAAAGACACGUGCAAAAUUUCAAGUGCCUUGAGAGAAGCCAACAUUACUGUGAUAGAUAGGAAAAUAUGCAAUGAUGCCCAGCACUAUAAUUUUAACCCAGUUAUUGAUCUCAGUAUGAUCUGUGCUGGUGGUAGAAAAGGUGAAGAUGAUUCAUGUGAAGGGGAUUCUGGAAGUCCUCUGAUAUGUGAUAACGUUUUCAGAGGUGUCACUUCCUUUGGGAAGUGUGGUAACCCCCAGAAACCUGGCAUCUACAUUCUCCUUACCAAAAAAUACCUCAACUGGAUAAAGAAAACCAUUGCAGGAGCAAUAUAA
Globicephala melas (long-finned pilot whale) is the source of this 777-nucleotide messenger RNA. It is a transcript of the gene GZMA, whose product is annotated as granzyme A. Gene Ontology annotation, molecular function: serine-type endopeptidase activity. The record is from RefSeq and is a predicted model, not a curated record. Gene Ontology annotation, biological process: proteolysis. Lineage: Eukaryota; Metazoa; Chordata; Mammalia; Artiodactyla; Delphinidae.